Messenger RNA from Closterium sp. NIES-65, 2469 nucleotides. The record is from the annotation of a GenBank genome assembly. NCBI's taxonomy places the organism in Eukaryota, Viridiplantae, Streptophyta, Zygnematophyceae, Desmidiales, Closteriaceae.
AUGGGCGGACCGAUGGGGGGAGGGAUGGGGGGGGGAAUGGGGCCAAUGGGGGGUGGUAUGGGGGGUCCGAUUGGUGGUGGGGGGAGGGGAGGGCCUAUGGGCGGUCGUAUGGGGCCAAUGGGGGGGGCCAUGGGGGGACCGAUGGGGGGACCGAUGGGGGGUCCGAUGGGGCCCAUGGGGGGACCAAUGGGGGGACCAAUGGGGGGGCCUAUGGGAGGGCCCAUGGGGCCUAUGGGGGGGCCUAUGGGGGGGCCUAUGGGGGGACCUAUGGGGGGACCCAUGGGGGGACCUAUGGGGGGACCCAUGGGGGGACCGAUGGGACCUAUGGAUCACCCCGAGCACGGCAUGGGUGGGGGCAAGAAGGACCGUGCAUGCUACACCUGUGGAGCCAAGGAUCAUAUGAUGCGAGACUGCCCUCAGAACAACAUGGGGGGAAUGGGCGGGGGAAUGGGCGGAGGGAUGGGCGGUGGGAUGUGUGGGGGAAUGGGCAACAUGGGGGGAGGCAUGGGCAUGGGAGGGGGCAUGGGCAUGGGAGGAGGCAUGGGGCACAUGGGAGGCGGAGGGAUGGGCAUGGGAAUGGGAGGUGGAGGCAUGGGCAUGGGCAUGGGCGGUGGUGGUAACUUCGGCGGCCCUUUCCCGAACCAACCUGGGAUGUUUCCAGGCCCAGAGUUCGGGUGGAACGAAGGCGUGGGUCCCAACCCCAACAUGGGAGGGGAUUUCCCCAUGGGGCCUGGCUUUGGGGGCGGGGGAGGCAUGGGGGGAGGGAUGGGCGGGGGGAUGGGGGGAGAAAUGGGAGGGCCUGGCAUGGGCAUGGGGCCCAUGGGGCCUGGAAUGGGAGGAGGAAUGGGAGGAGGAAUGGGCAUGAAUCAAGGCAUGGGGCCAGGAUUCGAAGGAGGCGGAGGGGGAGGGCACCAGCAAUUUGGUCCUGAUGGUGGCCCAGGGCAUUUUGGGCGUGGAGGUGGGGGCAGGGGGAGAGGCGGAGGAAGGUUUGGGGGGAGGGGAGGAAGAGGCAGGGGCGUUGGGGGAAGAAUAGGUUUUCCUGAUAAGGGGGGAAGAGGGGAGAGAUGGGAGAAGGGGGAGCGGGGGGAGCGAGGGGAGAGGGGGGAGAGGGAGGAGAGGGAUGAGUGGAGGGGAAGGGGUGAAAUGGGUGUGAGGAGGCAGUGGGGGAGAGAUGGGGGAAGGGAUGAUGGGGAGGAUGAGGAGUGGGUUAGUGAGUGUAGGGAAGAGGGGAGGGGGGAGGGGAGGAGAGAGCGAGCAGGCAGUGUGAAACGAAGCACCCCUUCAAUGCAGCAGGAUUCUGGAGGACAGAGCAGGGAGCGAGGUGGGGAGAGGAGUAGGGGAAGCAAGGAGAGGAGCAGGGGGCGAGGCAAGAAGAUGAGGGAGGAGGGGGGUAGGGAAAGGGGAGAGGAGGAUUGGGGCAGGGAGAGGGGAGAGGAGAGGGGAGAAGAGGAUAGGCGGUAUGGCACUCCUGAAGGAGAGGAGGAGCAUUUGGAGGGUGAUGGAGCAGGGAGGAUGAGGCGGAAGCGACCAAUUGGCGAGAGCCAGCCACGAUCACUUCAUCCCUCCCACACUCUUUUCCCCACCCCCGUCCCAUCCGCAUCUCUAUCUGCUGUUGCCUGCAGGCUCAAUUUUGCUGCUGCCAGGGAGGGUGAAGGGAGAGGAGGAGGAGGGUGGGGGAGAGGGGGAAUGGGUGGGAGGGGUGGGAGAUAUGGAGGGGAAAAAGGUUCCCCAGGGAGGUGGGAUGGGUAUGGGGAUGACGGUGAAGGGGAUGGGGAUUGGGGGAGUGGAGAGGAGGGGAGUGCGGCCGGGAGGGUACGCAAGGGGAAGUACCGUUAUCGAGAGGAGGCCGAGGGAGAGGAGGAGGAGGUGGAAGGAAGAGGCAGGGUUCGGGCUGCUAGAGAGUCUGGUUGUAAUGAGGAUGAGGAUGAGGAUGAGGUUGAGGGUGGGAGGAGGAGGCGACGCAGGUUUAAGGAAAGGGAAGAGGCCGAGGGGGGAGGGAGGCGAGGAGGGGGAGAAAGAGUGUUGCAGAAGGGGGAUAGGGGAGAAGAAGGGAACGAUGAUGAUGGUGGGGUGGGGGAAAGGGCAGGAGCACGAGGGAAAGAGAGGAAGAGAAGGGAUCGAAGCAAGGGUGUGGGAGAAAGGGAGUGGGAAGAGAAUGUUGAUGGUGGUGGUGCUGGUGGUGGUGGUGAUGUUAAUGGUGCUCCUUUGUCCUCCUUACAAGGUUCUCGCGUAGUGGGUGCAGGUGAGGAUGGGAAGCUGGAGAAGCGAAGGAAGUUAAAGCGUGUGAGGAAGAAUGAGGCUGGUGGGAGUGUUGAUGGGAGAGGGGGGAUGGGUGGUGGGGACGAUGUGAGACAGGGUGAGGGAAGAAGUCUUAGGAUUUACGCUGGAGGAUUUAAUGAUGACACUGAAUUUGGGGAUGACAAUAAAGGGGAUGAGAAUGAUCGCUGGCCGUUAGAGCAUGGAAUGUAG